GGCGAGGGGAAGGCAAGGGGGAAGGGACAGUCGCUCGCAGACCGCGCUGGGUUGCCGCCGCCGCUGCUACCGCCAUCGAGCCAGCCCCUCGGGUCUCCACGAGCCGGGUGACGCUCCAGAAUGGGAGACAAGCCAAUUUGGGAGCAGAUCGGAUCCAGCUUCAUUCAGCAUUAUUACCAAUUAUUCGAUAAUGACAGAACUCAACUAGGCGCAAUUUACAUCGACGCGUCAUGCCUUACGUGGGAAGGACAACAAUUCCAGGGGAAAGCUGCUAUAGUGGAGAAGCUGUCUAGCCUUCCGUUCCAGAAAAUUCAGCACAGUAUCACAGCACAGGACCAUCAGCCCACGCCUGAUAGUUGCAUCAUCAGUAUGGUGGUGGGCCAGCUCAAGGCUGAUGAAGACCCCAUCAUGGGGUUUCACCAGAUGUUCCUAUUAAAGAACAUCAACGAUGCUUGGGUUUGCACCAAUGACAUGUUCAGGCUUGCCCUACACAACUUCGGCUGACCUCCUUCCAGCCGGGCACUCACGCUGUUUCCUCCUCCCUCCAAUUUCCGAUAUUAUUCACACUCCUCCAGAUGCUCCAAAUAUCAUACACAACUGAACAGAGCCAUGGUGGGAGCUGGUGCAGUGCGCUGCUGCCACCAAGGUAUUGUGCAUGAUGUUUGGAUGCUAGACUAGUUGCAUCUGACAGGAGAAGUUUGUGUUGUACCAGCGCAUGCCUUGGAAAGACUUAAUGCAAAAGGUUGUCUUUUUUUUUUUUUUUAAUCUACUGACAAGUUGCUCUAGUAACCCAAAGAAGUGAAGGAGAAGCAGCUGCCUCACCGCCCAGAUGUUGAUUUGUUCAGAUGUUUCAAUGCCUCAUGAUACAAUAAAACCACAAAAGUUUUCUUAACAGUUUAAA
This is a messenger RNA of Suncus etruscus (white-toothed pygmy shrew), 901 nucleotides long. RefSeq names its product nuclear transport factor 2 (gene NUTF2). Gene Ontology annotation, biological process: protein import into nucleus. The record is from RefSeq and is a predicted model, not a curated record. The transcript is spliced from 5 exons. Gene Ontology annotation, cellular component: nuclear pore central transport channel. Lineage: Eukaryota; Metazoa; Chordata; Mammalia; Eulipotyphla; Soricidae. Bases 121 to 504 code for a protein of 127 amino acids.